AUGUAUGUACUCUUGCUGAUGGAGUAUGGAGUGUUUUGUCGAGAGAGGGUUGCUAUAAGGUCUGUGAGCAGUGGUAAGUAUUUGAGCCCUUUGACCUUAGAAUUAGAGAAUGAAGGUAUAGGCUCAGUGAUAGAGGACUAUGCAUUUGAGUGGAGAUUGAAUAAUCGAACAAAUGGAUUUAAUCUUGGGACAGAUAAAGGAGAUAUUGGAAUUGAUUUAAGUAGUGGAAAUUUAGUGUAUGAUGAGUCAGUAGAUAAAGUACCUGAUCAUGGAUUUUACUUUAAGAAUCCCCCGAGAUGUAAAAACAUGAUAGGAUACAACUCAUUGUGUAUGCAGGAAAUAAACGGGGAAGUAAAGUUUUCAGAAUGCCCAUCACCUGAUAGUACGCCUGAUAACUCACCUGAUAGCUUCCUGUUCGUUGUAAAGACAUUCAAGAACUUUCCAGGGCGUACUGAUGCAGAAUAUGUAUCAGAUCAAGUAAGCACACAGGAUAUGGAAGCAGAUUCAAUAGCUAGGAAUGCAAACAAUACAAAUGUUUAUAGAGAAAGUAUUAUGGACAGUGACAUACAAAGCGGUGUAGAUACAGACUUAUACGACCGUAGGCAAGUAGAUAAUAUGAUUGAUUAUAAGGAUGAUGGUGCAUACAUGGACAGUAAACCAUCAGUCACAGCCACAAAUCGGAAGAUACAAGACAAGUGUAAUAGUCAAUAUGUGUUUUUAAUGAGUAUUUUUCAAGAGAUAAUACGAAAUAUUGCUAUUGCUAUUGAAUCACAAAAUAAUGUAUGA
This is a messenger RNA of Ordospora colligata OC4, 786 nucleotides long. RefSeq lists its product as uncharacterized. The transcript has a single exon. Bases 1 to 786 code for a protein of 261 amino acids. Lineage: Eukaryota; Fungi; Microsporidia; Ordosporidae. The record is from RefSeq and is a predicted model, not a curated record.